GUUUUGCACUAAUUGCAUUUUCGAAGGUCAGAUAUAAUCGCACUUUAGGAAUAAAGCAAAUCAAGCGUAUUAAUUUUCUCAGAUCACGCUCUUGAACAAUUACCGUGGUGUGUAGAGAAAGAAACUCGCCUUAAGUUAAACUUCAUACUCAAUGUAGUUUCGCUAAUAAAUUUAAUAUACGUAAAACUCCGUUUAUAUUUUGGAACAAAAAACAAUUAAUUUGUGUUUUAAGUUUAGACGAAUCGAUGUGGAUUUCGCUAGAAAGUGGUUUUCUGAAAUUACAAUGAAAAAUCGCUUGACUGACGUCAUCUUUUUAAGCUUACUUUUCAACCUUAAUUUUUUUUCUCCAAUAAAAGUAAAUGGGUAUUUGAUUGAUAAUGGGUAUUUAGUUGAUAAUCUGCAAAAUUCUGAAAGUAGAGAAAAUGAAAAGGGAAAUAUUGUUAAAACGAAUGAACACGACAUUAAAAGUCAAUCAUCAAUCGAUAGACGUCAGUCAAUUCUUAAAAAGGAAGACAUUAAAGAAAAUGUACUUUUAGAUUCAAUUGCAAAUGUUGAAAACCAAAAUGAAAAUGAAGAAAAAUUUGUUGAUUAUAAAGAUGAAAAUGGUUAUAGUGAGUCGGAUGGUUCAGGAUCAGGAUCUCUUGAUGGUAAUGAAAAUAUUUCAUUAGAAAAUGUCCAAGACGAGACAGAAGAUGAAUCGGAAAGUGGAAUAUCUGAGUCUACUGGAAAUGAUGCAUAUAACAUUGAGCCUGACUCGCAUAGCUCUGUAUCAGAAGAAAUUUCUGGCUCUGCUGAGAAAAAAUACAUAAAAUCAUUUUUAAAUAAAUCAACUGACAUAAACGUUCCCCAUACUCAUUAUGACACAGAGGUUAUAAAACGAAAAAACAUCCCUUUGCCACGUCAUAAGUCUAAAAGACAGUUUAUAUCAAGACCUCGUUUUGUUGUAAGAAACGGUUAUGUUUAUAUGAAAGCUCCUCCAAUGACACAAAAAACUAUUGUUACAACACACAUUCCUCGUCCACCAAUGGUAGUUCCUUACAAUACAUUUUUACACCGUUAUAGAGGUGCAUCAUUUAUUGGGGCUGGUCAUAGAAACGGACAUUUUAUUUUGCCUCCACAACAAAUAAUGCAAGAAGGAGAUGAAGGUUUUGAAAUGGAAGAUAGUAGAGAAGAGGGACAUUGUGAUGGUGACCCAUGUAUGAAUGGGGCAACAUGCAAUGAAGUAAGGGAUGGUUAUGAGUGCAUUUGUCCUAUUGGUUUUAAAGGAACAGACUGUGAAGAGGAGGAUAAGUGCCAUCCAAACCCAUGCCACAGUGGAGGCGUUUGCACAGAAUCAAAUGGACAGUAUGUUUGCACAUGCGCAGAAGGAUUUAAAGGAAUUAACUGUCAAGAAAUGAACAGAUGUCAACCAAAUCCUUGUCGAAAUGGUGGUUCCUGUAAUGAGCUUAUAGGUGACUAUGAAUGCAUAUGCCCAGCAGAAUACUUGGGAAAAGAAUGCACAGAAAUAAAUCACUGCCAUCUUACCCCAUGUUUGAAUGGGGGAACAUGCUCAGCUACUUUAGGUAUUGGUUUCUCAGGCCUUGUUCAGUGCAUGUGUUUUCCUGGAUUUAGUGGAUCAAGAUGUGAAGUUAAAGAUAGAUGUCAUUUAAACCCAUGCAAAAAUGGUGGCAAUUGUCAUGAUGGUAUUUGUAACUGCAUCGGAGGAUACACAGGGGAAUAUUGUGAGACAUCACCAUCUCCAUGCUCUGUUUCACCUUGCUUAAAUGGAGGAACUUGUCUGACUAAAGGCUUAACUUCAUAUAAGUGUAUAUGUAGACAUGGAUUUAGAGGAAGCAAUUGUGAAGAGGAAAGUCGAUGUGAACCAAAUCCUUGUUUAAACUAUGGAAUUUGUUUUGAUCAAGAAGAAGGAUUUAAAUGUGAAUGCACGCAUGGUUUUAAAGGAACUCACUGUGAAGAGGAACUUUCUCCUUGUGAUACAAAUCCAUGUUUAAAUGAAGCAACCUGUAUAGUAGAGUAUCAAAAAUAUAAAUGUUUGUGCAAACUUGGUUAUAAAGGACAAAAUUGUGAAGAUCUAGAUAAAUGUCAUCGCCAUCCAUGUAAAAAUGGAGCAACAUGCUCUUCAGAAUCAGAUGAACUUCGUUGUGAAUGUCGUCAAGGUUUUAAAGGAAUUCUUUGUGAAGAACAAGAUCAUUGCUUUCCUAAUCCAUGUUUAAAUGGAGGAAUAUGUUUUGAAAAUGCAGACUCCUACACAUGUCAGUGUCCUAGCGCAUAUAAAGGCAUACACUGCACUGAACGUGAUCCUUGUCAUCCAAAUCCAUGUCAUCAUGAUGCUCUUUGUAUGCCAGAAGGUGAAGAGUUUAGAUGUCAUUGCAAUCUUGGAUGGUCAGGACUUAGUUGUGAAGAGGAAGAUCGUUGCCAUCCUAACCCUUGUUUACACGGAGGUGUGUGUGUUGCACAUGCCAGUCUUCAAUAUGAGUGUCAUUGCCCAAGUAGUUUUGCAGGUCUAACAUGUGAAGUUGAAUCAGCUUCAGUUCAUCAUUAUGAGGAUCAUAAUGAAAAUCUUCCUAAUUGCCGCAACACAAGAUUUGGUUGCUGCCCUGAUGGUGAGAAUGCAGCUAACGGCGCAAAUGGUGCUGGUUGUCCAGAAUUUCAUUACAGACCACCAUAAUGCAUACACACUAUUGUUGUUUUAAUAAGAACUACAUCAUCAUGAGGUGGAACAAUGGGAAGAGCAUCAUACGGCUUAUGCGACCCCAUGGCAUUUUCACCAUGGUCACAAAUAAUGUGUUCAGCAAGGUUAAAUGGUCUAAGACAACUUGAUUGCAAAUGUUUGUCGGGCGUCAUUAAUGUUGGGUGAUAUGACAAUGCUUCAAUAAACCUAAGCUAACCCCACAUUAACUUAACCAGCGCAUUAAAUUCAAGCAUAAUCGAAGAAUAAAGAGGCUUAAAGAACUGUUCAAAAUCGUCUUGUCUGUUUUAUAAAUGAUUGUUAAUCAAUGUACAUAUGGAAUUGUUUUUGUUAGUUUUUUAAAUUGAACAUUUUUUGUCAAGUUACAUAAACUGUAGUUCUACUUUACUGUGUGACAUCGCAUAGAACAAAAAAUAUUAUCAUACUACUUUA
This is a messenger RNA of Hydra vulgaris (swiftwater hydra), 3121 nucleotides long. Its product is annotated as fibropellin-1. Lineage: Eukaryota; Metazoa; Cnidaria; Hydrozoa; Anthoathecata; Hydridae. Gene Ontology annotation, molecular function: calcium ion binding; Notch binding. The record is from RefSeq and is a predicted model, not a curated record.